AUGGGAGUUAGAGACGUCCGAGGCCAACAACUGACCCCGGGGCGCAGAGUGGAAAGCGGUUAUGGCCCGCUCGACUCCCUAUACCAGUCCGCCAUAGCCGCGACAAUCCUCGGCGUCAACCUUCGAAACUUGCGUGGGCAAGAGAGAGUCACUGUCGCCCACCAUGGCUCUCUGCACUCCGAGGAGGUCUGGCACCCAAAACUCUACGAAGACCUCUUUAGCUCCGUUGCUGACACCCGCCCGGAAAUUGAUGUCGCCCUAGGUUGUCUCACCCCGGCUGCCUCAGCAAGCUUCACCAAAAGCUGCCUCUUCCAGGCAGAACCUCCACGAAGUUUGAAGCCUGGUAAUAUGAUCUAG
Penicillium diatomitis is the source of this 357-nucleotide messenger RNA. RefSeq lists its product as uncharacterized. Lineage: Eukaryota; Fungi; Ascomycota; Eurotiomycetes; Eurotiales; Aspergillaceae. The coding region runs from base 1 to 357 and encodes 118 amino acids. The transcript has a single exon. The record is from RefSeq and is a predicted model, not a curated record.